Molecule: messenger RNA, 1806 nt
Organism: Oppiella nova
Lineage: Eukaryota; Metazoa; Arthropoda; Arachnida; Sarcoptiformes; Oppiidae
Source: the annotation of a GenBank genome assembly
AUGAGUGGAUCACAUGGGUGUUACUUUCCCAUCGAGUACCAGGGCACAUUCCUCAUCCAGACACAGGCAUCAGGUGCCGAUGGGGGCAGUAUUGUCACGUACUCUGAGAUCACAAUAGAGGCGGAUGCGAUCCCCCCGUGGGGUCGAUGCCAUAAAAGACGGGGCAAUAAUGUUAUACUCAAAGACAGUACCGGAGCCGAGGAUUGUAUGCGUUGUUUCCAUCUGACUAUGAAGACACCAAAUGUCAUUCAAUUACACACUGAAGGUUUGGCGCGUUGUUAUACCAACGAGGACGCGGCCAGAGCUACCUGUCCUCUAGAUAAGGAUGUGCUCGAAAAGAAAUUCAAAGAAAUAAUGCUCUUUCGUAAACACAUACCGGGGGGCUUACAGUCUGUGGAACACGUAUUCUGUCCGUUCAACGGGAAGUAUAGAUUCACAUAUAUGGCCAACAAUGGGGAACAACACUGCGACCAGAAUUACUCGGAACUGUCUAACUGUCCGCACGGCAACGCACUGGGAGCUAAGUUCAGACAGUGCUCCUUCCCCACUAUGGACAUCCACUUCCUUUGUUUGGGGGACUGGGAGAGUCAUACGGGAGAGCGAUAUUUGGCACUAAUGGAUUUGCGCGAACAACCAGAAGCAAGACCUAAGUAUCGCUGUGGGUUGUAUAACGAGGAGCCGACGACCGGUAAGAUUCAUGUGUCGCUGUCGGCCGACUCGACCUGUACGACCCAACUCAGGAGUGCCACCACUGGCUUCGAGUCACUUGUUUUAUCUCCCCUGCCCAAUAAGAAAACGCCGGUUUUGGUGGAGAACUCCAAGUGCCGGUUCCCCGACUGGAUGCAGGGCAAGUGGGAACAGUCGACCAUCGAUGGCAAUCGUUUCACGUUCAGGGAUGAGUCCAACCAAUUCCGCACAAUUACAUCCCGUGGAGAUGAAUCUUAUACCUGUGUUUGGAUGAAACGCCGUUCCCCUAAUAUAUUGGAGUUCCAAUUCGCCCACAAGUCCAGUGAAGUGAUGUCUGACAGCCUAUGUAAUGACAAUCACUUCUCAUCAAAUUGGAUAACUCAAGGCACGACAACUAUAGCGCAAUCGACGUCUUGUCCAAUAACUGGUGAUUAUAGUGGUGUAGUUCCGGGCGCUUCUGGUCUUUGUGCGAAAGUGGCCUCUGAUUGCAAUAAUCCCGACAUUAUGUUCUACAGUGUCAGCAGUUGUGAGAAUAGGACCCAUGUUUAUGAAGAAAGAGAAUAUCGAUGUCUCGGUAAUUGGGAAGAGGAUGGAGUGCUCUACACAUACACCCAGAGAAGGGAUAUGCCGGGACACCAGUGCUUUGCCGGAAAAAUCUAUAGAAGCGGUGACGAGGCGUUCAUCAAAGAGGCCGGAGAGAGUUGUGUCAGGGGAGAGGAUCCACUCAUUUUUGGGAUGAAGAUAACAAAACACGCGUCGUGUCCCCGACAGCCUCCCAUCACAUCCUAUGUUCCUAUCCGUCCCAAUUGGAAGCCCGACAAAGGCUUUCCAAUGCCACCCCACCAGCCAUCGGUCUACCCGCCAAUUAGACCCUUACCGGCCCCGGGGCUGAAGCCUAUACUAACGCCACCAGCGCCCCGACCGGCCAUUACGCGGGACCCGUACUGGUAUGACGCUGACACACAGCCCACCACCAAAUCUUGGAGACCAAACACAACAGAUCGAAAGGUGGAGACGAAAGAAGAGAAGAAUAUGUGCUCACAAUUGAGGCCAUCAUUCGCAUCAUUGCUCUUAGUUUUAAAUCCAAUUAAAGUCUGUGAUCAUAGCUUAGAAAACUAA